This is a messenger RNA of Arachis ipaensis, 1555 nucleotides long. The record is from RefSeq and is a predicted model, not a curated record. NCBI's taxonomy places the organism in Eukaryota, Viridiplantae, Streptophyta, Magnoliopsida, Fabales, Fabaceae.
GUAUUCUUUUCUUAUUUAUUUAUGUGUAUUUUGUUGAUCCUAAAUACUUUAAAUGAGAUUGUUAAAUGUUAGUUGAGUGGUUGAGUAUCAUCUAGCUGAAUUUAUAAACAAUGCAUUUUAUUGAUUUAAAAGUGAUAUACUUCUCAUUUUGCCACUUCUAGAAAGAGUGAAUUGACAAAAGAAACAAGAAAAAACAAAAUUUUCCUUCUAGAAAAAAGGUUUAGUGCACAUGAGUCUUCCACUUCCCAACAUCUAUAAUAAUCUAUUUAUAAAAGCAAUGAUGUAUAGACUAGUGGAGAUUGGAUUAGUCCAGCUGUCUGAGUGACAAAAUUUAACAAAUAAAUAAACUUUAUUGUACACAAAUUUUGAGCAAUCGAUAUGGAUUUGUUAUUACAGCUGGCCAGAUGGGAAAAUCUAUGAACAUAGAAGCUUAUAAUAUAUAUGUCUUAGGUUUUUGUCUUUCACUAAGUGACUACUAAUAGUCAAACCAUAAGGCACUUUUUAUAUACAUCAUAAUAACAAGGGUUCUUUUGUCCAUUUGUCUGAUUAUAUGCAUAGAAGGGAAAACAUUGGUUAUGCCUACAUGUAUUUUUAAAGAGAGGGUGGUUACAUGAACAAAGCAAGCUGCAGCAGCAUUGCUACAACAUCCAAUUCCAUUUUAGUGUAUAUCUCUUCGUCUAUUUCCAGCCCUUCCAAAACCAAGUUCCUUCCAUCACUCUCUAGAUUUUCUGUUGGACGCUCGUGCUUCUUCCCCCAAACUCGUUCACAUAUUACCGUCAAACCCUCCAUGAACCUGUUGAACAGACUUGGAUUUGGUAGCACAAGGGCACCAGAGAACAUGGAUUCGACAAUUCCUCAGGGACCGGAUGAUGACAUCCCGGCACCAGGGCAGCAGUUUGCCCAGUUUGGCGCUGGCUGCUUCUGGGGUAUCGAAUUGGCCUUCCAAAGAGUGCCUGGGGUAUCCAAGACUGAGGUUGGUUACACACAAGGGUUUUUGCAUAACCCGACCUAUGAGGAUGUGUGUUCAGGGACCACAAACCACUCAGAAGUUGUAAGGGUCCAAUAUGAUCCGAAAGAAUGCAACUUCGACACUUUGCUUGAUGUGUUCUGGGAUAAACAUGAUCCUACUACACCAAAUCGACAGGGAAAUGAUGUUGGAACACAGUACAGAUCCGGAAUAUACUUCUACACUCCCGAACAAGAGAAGGCGGCCAAGGAAUCUUUGGAGCAACGGCAGAAGCAGUUGAACAGGAAGAUUGUUACCGAGAUCCUUCCUGCCAAGAAGUUCUACCGCGCAGAAGAGUACCAUCAGCAGUACCUUGCAAAAGGCGGUCGAUUUGGUUUCAAGCAAUCAGCUGCCAAAGGAUGCAACGACCCGAUUCGAUGCUAUGGUUAAAGUGUUGAGUGAAUAACAGUCACAGUUUAAUAGAUGUUAAAAGCUCAUAGUUUGUUUGGUAAGUAUUUUGUUAAUAUUAUGUCAACAUAGCUUGUUCACACUGUUUUUGUAAGUUGAAGAUUGAGAUAGCUAUAAUUUGAGCUUUAGAGUUGUAUAUCU